GGAAAUUUUGAGGAGUCUUAAAUUUCUAAUCCUCCAGUCAUUGAAACAUCUGUGAGUGCUGAAAACUGAAAAUUGGUGGGGGUAAAAGGCAACUAUUUCCUGGCCCUUGACAAGCUAGUUAAGCAUUUGAUUGACAGAAUGUUGGCACCAGUUUUGGAGGAAUCGAUCAGCCUCAACUCAAGCUCUCUAUCCUGAGACACAACAACAGGAUGUGCCUUGGAGAAGAGUCUCAGGGUGGAGAAUUCAGGACCGAAUCAAAAUCUACACACUCAGGGAGCUGUGGUUCACAAAGUUGAGGUGAGAGGUCUGUGCAACAGCAAAACAUAAGAACACUAAAGCUUUGAAAAUUCUUCAUCUGGAAUUUCAGAUUGGAGAAACUCGCAGUGGCUUCUAAGCCAGUGACCAAAGCCGCCAAAGCAUGCUGGUGCCAAACUGUCGGAUGAUGCAUAUAGCCAGGCCAGUAGUAGUGCUCCUGUGCUUUCUACUCUGUGCUGAUGCUGAAACACCACCAAAGUUUACAAGAACACCCGUUGACCAGACAGGGGUCUCUGGGGGAGUCGCAUCCUUCAUCUGCCAAGCUACGGGAGACCCAAGGCCUAAAAUUGUCUGGAACAAAAAGGGCAAGAAAGUCAGCAAUCAGAGAUUUGAGGUAGUAAUAGAGUUUGAUGAUGGAUCUGGAUCAGUUCUCAGAAUACAACCACUUCGGACUCCACGGGAUGAAGCUAUUUAUGAAUGUGUUGCUUCUAACAGUGUUGGUGAAAUAAGUGUGUCCACAAGACUCACUGUGUUGCGUGAGGAUCAAAUUCCUCGUGGUUUCCCCACCAUUGAUAUGGGACCACAGUUAAAGGUGGUUGAACGCACUCGGACAGCCACCAUGCUAUGUGCAGCCAGCGGAAAUCCUGAUCCUGAAAUAACGUGGUUCAAAGAUUUUUUACCUGUGGACACAAGCAACAAUGGACGCAUCAAACAAUUACGAUCAGAAUCUAUUGGUGGUACACCAAUAAGAGGUGCCCUCCAAAUCGAAUCGAGUGAAGAAUCUGACCAAGGCAAAUAUGAGUGUGUUGCAACCAACAGUGCGGGUACACGAUAUUCUGCCCCUGCCAAUCUAUAUGUCAGAGAGCUGCGAGAAGUUCGUCGUGUCCCACCAAGGUUCUCAAUUCCUCCCACCAACCAUGAAAUCAUGCCUGGAGGAAGUGUUAAUAUCACCUGUGUUGCUGUGGGGUCACCAAUGCCAUACGUGAAAUGGAUGCUGGGGGCUGAAGAUCUGACACCAGAAGAUGAUAUGCCAAUAGGAAGAAAUGUUCUAGAGCUCAAUGAUGUCAGGCAGUCUGCCAAUUAUACCUGUGUGGCUAUGUCUACUCUUGGUGUUAUAGAAGCAAUAGCCCAGAUAACUGUAAAAGCCUUACCCAAACCUCCAGGAACUCCUGUUGUAACAGAAACCACAGCAACAAGCAUUACUUUGACUUGGGAUUCUGGAAACCCUGAGCCAGUAUCUUAUUACAUAAUUCAACAUAAACCUAAAAGCUCCGAGGAACUGUAUAAAGAAAUUGAUGGAGUCGCCACAACGCGAUAUAGUGUUGCUGGCUUAAGCCCAUAUUCUGAGUAUGAAUUCAGAGUGGUUGCUGUCAAUAAUAUUGGGAGGGGUCCUCCCAGUGAACCUGUUUCAACACGGACCUCAGAACAAGCACCAUCUAGUGCGCCGCGGAAUGUACAAGCUCGCAUGUUGAGCUCAACCACCAUUUUGGUGCAAUGGGAAGAACCUGAGGAACCAAAUGGCCAAAUACAAGGUUACAGAGUUUAUUACACCAUGGACCCCUCCCAACAUGUCAAUAGUUGGUUGAAGCAUAAUGUGGCUGACAGCCAUAUCACCACCAUUGGGAAUCUAAUACCACAGAAAACAUACUCUGUAAAAGUGCUUGCUUUUACCUCAGUUGGGGAUGGACCUCUUUCUAGUGAUAUCCAAGUCAUUACUCAGACAGGAGUACCAGGGCAGCCAUUGAACUUCAAAGCUGAACCUGAGUCUGAAACAAGCAUAUUACUUUCUUGGACCCCUCCACGGUCUGACACAAUCUCCAACUAUGAUCUUGUUUACAAAGAUGGAGAGCAUGGUGAAGAGCAGCGGAUUUCUAUUGAUCCUGCUACAUCUUACCACUUGCAAGGCUUAAAACCAAACAGUUUGUAUUACUUUCGUCUAUCAGCGCGCUCUCCACAAGGCCUUGGUGCUUCAACAGCAGAAAUCUCAGCUAGAACCAUGCAGUCAAAGCCAUCAGCUCCUCCUCAAGACAUUAGUUGCAACAGCCCCAGCUCCACUAGUAUUUUGGUAAGUUGGCAGCCUCCUCCAGUGGAAAAACAGAAUGGAAUUAUCACUGCCUACUCCAUCAAGUACACUGGAAUUGAUGGAGAAGAUGACAAGCCCCAUGAAAUUUUGGGAAUUGCUCCGGACACUACACAAUACCUUUUGGAACAAUUGGAAAAAUGGACUGAAUAUCGGAUUUCUGUGACAGCCCAUACUGAUGUCGGACCUGGCCCAGAGAGUGAAUCUUUAUUGAUUCGGACAGAUGAAGAUGUUCCUAGUGGUCCUCCUCGCAAAGUCGAGGUAGAGGCUGUCAACUCUACAUCUGUUAAGGUGUCAUGGCGUUCACCUGUGCCCAAUAAACAGCAUGGUCAAAUUCGAGGCUACCAGGUGCAUUAUGUGAAAAUGGAAAAUGGAGAACCUAGGGGACAACCCAUGCUGAAGGAUAUCAUGUUGGCUGAUGCACAGUGGGAAUAUGAUGAUACUACUGAACAUGAAAUGAUUAUAUCUGGGUUACAGCCUGAGACAACAUACUCACUCACUGUGACAGCCUAUACAACCAAAGGAGAUGGAGCACGGAGCAAGCCUAGACUAGUGUCUACUACUGGUGCAGUUCCAGGAAAACCUCGGCUUGUAAUCAGCCACACACAGAUGAGUACGGCUCUCAUUCAGUGGCACCCGCCCGUCGACACGUAUGGCCCAUUGCAGGGAUACCGCCUGAGGUUUGGCCGCAAAGACACUGAUGCAUUGACAACAAGGGAUUUUACCGACAAAGACGACCACUACACAGCUACAGAUAUCCACAAAGGGACUUCUUACAUCUUCAGGCUUUCAGCUAGAAAUAAAGUGGGAUUUGGGGAGGAGGUGAUAAAAGAAAUUUCAAUUCCAGAAGAUGUACCAAGCGGAUUCCCUCAAAACCUACAUUCGGAAAGUGCCACCUCAACUUCAGUCCAGCUAACUUGGCAACCACCCAUCUUAUCAGAGAGAAAUGGUAUUGUCACCAAAUAUACUCUGCAGUACAGGGACAUCAAUGUGGCACAUCACCCAACAGAGGUCCCUGUUGCUCCUCCUGAUACUAUUAUGACACUCUCGGGCUUAAAACCAGAUACCACAUAUGAUGUAAAAAUACGUGCACACACAAGCAAAGGGCCCGGUCCAUAUAGUCCCAGUGUCCAGUUCAGGACACUACCUGUGGAUCAAGCAGUGUUUGCAAAAAAUUUUCAUGUCAAAGCAGUGAUGAAGACAUCAGUAUUGCUCUCUUGGGAAAUACCAGAGAAUUACAACUCUGCUCUACCUUUCAAAAUCCUUUACGAUGAUGGGAAAAUGGCAGUUGAGGUGGAUGGUCGAGCCACUCAGAAGCUUAUCACCAACUUGAAGCCUGAGACAUCUUAUUCAUUUGUGCUAACCAAUAGAGGGAAUAGUGCUGGAGGUCUUCAACACAGGGUAACAGCAAAAACGGCACCAGAUGUUCUACGUACCCAACCCCUAUUCAUUGAUAAAACCAAUCUUGAUGGAAUGAUAACAGUAAAACUACCAGAAGUACCUGCAAAUAAAUCCAUAAAAGGCUACUAUAUAGUAAUUGUGCCUUUGAUAAAGAAGUCUGAUGGGAAAUUCAUGAAACCACGAGAGAGCCCAGAUGAAAUGGAAUUAGAUGAGCUACUUAAGGAGAUAGCACGGAAACGCAGGAGCAUUCGUUUGGGGAGAGAAGUGGAUUUAAAGCCAUAUAUUGCAGCACACUUUGAAGUUCUUCCUACUGAGUUCACCCUCGGGGAUAAGAAAUUGUAUGGUGGAUUUGAGAACAAGCAGCUCCAGAAUGGCCAGGAAUAUGUUGUCUUUAUUUUAGCUGUUAUGGAACACUCAGAAUCUACCAUGUAUGCAACCAGCCCAUAUUCUGAAACAGUUGUGUCAGUGGAUCUUAAUCCUCAGCCAAUUACAGAGGAAGAAGAAGGCUUGAUUUGGGUUGUGGGACCAGUUCUUGCAGUUGUUUUUAUCAUCUGUAUUGUCAUAGCCAUACUGCUUUAUAAAAGCAGUAAACCCGACAGGAAAAGGGCAGAGACAGACUCUAGGAAGAGCAGUAUACCCAACAGCAAGGAGAUUCCUUCUCAUCAUCCAACAGAUCCUGUAGAGCUACGACGCCUUAAUUUUCAGACCCCAGGUAUGGCUAGUCAUCCACCAAUCCCUAUUUUGGAACUUUCAGAUCACAUCGAAAGGUUGAAGGCCAAUGACAACUUGAAAUUUUCCCAAGAAUAUGAGUCAAUUGAUCCAGGCCAACAAUUCACAUGGGAACAUUCAAACUUGGAAGUAAACAAGCCAAAGAAUAGAUAUGCAAAUGUUAUUGCUUAUGACCAUUCUCGAGUUCUCCUGUCAGCAAUAGAAGGCAUACCUGGCAGUGAUUAUAUAAAUGCUAACUACAUCGAUGGCUACAGAAAACAGAAUGCCUAUAUAGCAACCCAAGGAUCUCUCCCUGAAACCUUUGGGGAUUUCUGGAGGAUGAUGUGGGAGCAAAGGGGUGCAACUGUUGUCAUGAUGACUAAGCUGGAAGAACGGUCCAGGGUCAAAUGUGAUCAAUAUUGGCCAAGCAGAGGAACAGAAACAUAUGGACUUAUCCAAGUGACCUUGCUGGACACAGUAGAAUUGGCAACAUACUGUGUUAGAACAUUUGCACUUUACAAGAAUGGAUCAAGUGAAAAGAGAGAAGUAAGGCAAUUCCAGUUCACCGCGUGGCCUGAUCAUGGAGUUCCAGAACAUCCUACACCAUUCCUAGCUUUCUUACGACGAGUCAAAACCUGUAAUCCUCCUGAUGCUGGACCAAUGGUUGUUCAUUGCAGUGCUGGAGUUGGCAGGACCGGCUGUUUCAUUGUAAUAGAUGCCAUGCUAGAGAGAAUAAAGCAUGAAAAGACUGUAGAUAUUUAUGGCCAUGUAACUCUAAUGAGAGCCCAGAGGAAUUACAUGGUUCAAACAGAGGACCAAUACAUCUUUAUCCAUGAUGCACUGCUUGAAGCAGUGACAUGUGGAAAUACCGAAGUGCCAGCCAGAAACCUGUAUGCAUAUAUUCAGAAGCUGACACAGAUAGAAGCAGGAGAGAAUGUCACAGGAAUGGAACUGGAAUUUAAGCGGCUUGCCAGCUCUAAAGCUCACACUUCAAGAUUCAUCAGUGCCAAUCUUCCAUGUAAUAAAUUUAAAAAUCGCCUUGUUAAUAUUAUGCCAUAUGAAUCCACGAGGAUAUGCUUGCAACCUAUCCGAGGGGUAGAAGGCUCUGAUUAUAUCAAUGCCAGCUUUAUCGAUGGCUACAGACAACAGAAAGCCUAUAUAGCUACACAGGGACCUUUGGCAGAAACAACAGAAGAUUUCUGGAGAAUGCUUUGGGAGCACAAUUCUACCAUUGUAGUCAUGCUUACUAAGCUACGGGAAAUGGGCAGAGAGAAAUGUCACCAGUAUUGGCCAGCAGAGCGAUCAGCCAGGUAUCAGUACUUUGUGGUGGAUCCCAUGGCAGAGUACAACAUGCCACAAUACAUCCUAAGAGAAUUCAAGGUCACAGAUGCCAGGGAUGGCCAGUCCCGAACAGUGAGGCAGUUCCAGUUCACUGACUGGCCUGAACAAGGAGUGCCAAAGUCGGGAGAAGGGUUCAUUGAUUUCAUAGGCCAAGUUCAUAAAACAAAGGAGCAAUUUGGACAAGAUGGGCCAAUCUCAGUUCACUGUAGUGCGGGUGUUGGAAGGACUGGGGUGUUCAUAACUCUAAGCAUUGUAUUGGAAAGAAUGAGAUAUGAAGGUGUUGUAGAUAUCUUCCAGACUGUCAAAAUGUUAAGGACACAACGGCCGGCCAUGGUACAAACAGAGGAUCAAUAUCAGUUCUGCUACCGAGCCGCAUUAGAAUACUUGGGCAGCUUUGAUCACUAUGCAACGUAAAAAUAAAAACCCUGACCCAUCCUGGAUUUUUAACUGUGGGCCCUUUAAGAUCCAGAGAGCCUCUUCUGAGCCAUACAGUGUGCUUGAGAAGUACUUUUUAACUCCUAACUAAAGACCAAUUAGUGGGAAAUAUUAAAAGGAAAAAAAAAACCUAUUCCAGGUGGACCAACAAUUCACAGUUCAAUGAACGUAACCAGAACAUAAUAAAAGAAUCCUGACUGGUUGAGGCAUCUGAAGGAGUUCAAAUUAAAGACACCUCAAAGGAUUCAACUUUCAGUUGAAACUAAAGGGAAGAAGAAAUUUCAGCAAAGAACCAUUAUCUUGUUCCAGGAUUGCAUGAUCGUGAACAACGCAGAUUUUAAAGAGUACUGCAGUUCAGUGCAAGAUAUUAUUCGUCAAAAGGGCCAGUACCUGGCUUUUCUAAAAGAAAAUGGACUCUUUGCUUCAACAUCUCCCCUUCCUACCAUGUCGCUCAUGAAUAACACUUUGGGGGUGGGAGGGAAAAGGGCGAAUGUUUCAAGAGAAAGUCCUUGAUUUAGUUUUUUAGUAUUGUAAAGAUACUGCUGACCUGUGCUUCAUUUUUAACUGUGUAAACUUUUUUCCUUUUUUUUAAACAAAGGUUUAUCAUUCAAUGAAGUGAAUUUAAAAAAAAAAGUUGCAUAACUGUUCAUUUUUUUUUUCAAAAUUGUAGAUUUUUUUAUGCUGUAGAACUGUUACCUGUAAUAUCUUGCUGUAGAAAUGUUAAAUAAUUUUGAAAAUUUGCACAUUUUUGUGCAGCCCUAUAUUUAUCUCCAGGACCACAUUUUCAUUUAGGAAUUACUUUUACAUUUUAAUUUUUUUUUAAUGAACUAUAAAUCAGUUAAUCUACAUGUGAAUGGUUUUGUUUAGAUUUUCUUUUGGAAUCAACAGGGAAGCGCAAAGUAUAAAGCUGCUACUAACACACACACACAAACACACCUUUCUCUUUCUAUCUAUAAAUAUAUGUAUAUCUCUCUAACUGUCUCUCUAUCCAUCUACAAUAAUAUGCGUAGAUAGAUAGACAGAAAUGCACAUAAGUAUAAAUGUAUAUAUUAUGUAUACACACGUAUCAGUUCUUCCAUGACUUGGAUUUAUUGAAGCAGUAGGGGGGGAAUCCAAAAUGCUACAUUCAGUCCAUACAAUAUUUCUGAACAUCUUCUACAUUUCAAGAUUUGUUGUUUAAGGGUUAUUGCUUCUUCUUUUCUUUUUCUUCUUUUCAAAGUUUUUAUAGAGGAAAUGAGGAAUGCACAUCAGUGAUACUUGAAAUUCAGUCCUACAGAAAAAUAAGGGACAAUAAUUGUGUACACACAUCACAAACACACAAACAAAUACUUAUAAUUUUAAAGCUUCCAGUGAAGUUUGAUAUUCGUAACACCUUAGUGCAAUAAUAAACUUUACUAAAUAUAGGAAGUGUGCAUGUGGGAAAGGUCAGUGCAUAUCCCCUUAGGAGGGGAGAAUGUUGUAAUAUAAUAGUUGUCAAAACAUUUUAAAAUGUAUCUGUAUAAUUGUCUAUAGUACACAGUAGGACCAUUGCAUUGAUGAUGUAUAAUGGGGCAAAGCCAAACUCAUGUUGCUCUGUUAAUCAGAAAUAUUUCGUGACAUACAACAUUAAUUAGAGAUGCUGGGUUUUUUAUUUUAAUUUUUUUGCAUUUAGAGUGCCUUAUAUUUGAAGCCUGUUUUGAUAGCAUUUCUUCAAAUUUUGUUUGGCCUGUAUGUGCAUUGAUUGAAUUCAUAGUUCUCUGUUACUCUUCCCACUCCCUGCCCCACCUUCAAUUAAAAUAUUAUCUUUUCAGCACAUGUACAAAGAGGUCUUUAACAAUAUGCAUUCCUGGUGUUCACCUGAGUGUUCAAUGUAAAAAAAAUAUGUGUUUUUUUUUCCAAAGCAAUUGGGUAGUCAGGGGACUUUUUAUCCAACCAGAGUAUCCAGCAGCAGGCAGAACUACUCCAAAUAUGUCGUUUCUCCCAAACUGGCAAUCAUAUCCAUUGCAUUAGUCACUAAAAGACAGCACUGCUAUAGUAAAAAGAUGAGAGAAUUCUCCUAGCGGUCAUAGGAGUGUAGUAACUAGGAGUGUAGUAACAAGGAUUAAUUCAUCCACUUGCACAUGGAUUUCUUUGGAGGCCAAGGCAUGUUCAUUUUACUCAGGCUAGGAGGCCUCCUGAGAUGAACUAAGUCAGGCAAGUAGCCAAAGGGCAUUCAUGUAAACUACAUAUGAUUUUUGUUUUAUCCUUAUGGGUAACACAAGACAUUCUCUGAGAUGUUAUAACAGAAGCCAUUUGCUCUUGCAUUGGUCUGGGUUAAGCCUGGUGCCAUGUUAGAACACAAGUAUUGAAGGAACACUUUUAGAUGUUUUUUAAAUGGAUAUGAAUUAUUUAUCUUGACCUAGAUUUAUUUUUCCCAUGUUUUCCAUCACAAUAUGAAAUAACUAUAUUAAAAGACCAAACACUAGAAAGCAUUCUAUUAGAGCACUUUUAUGUAGAAAAAAAAACCUAAAUGCGCAAAAAUGGAAAAAAAAUUAAACGUAUAUAUGUAAUAUAACUAAAACGUAUUAUAGAAGGCUACCUCAGAAUGAUUCUCUAACUUACAUCUGAAUCAGACAUGAAUGUGCACUGUAUGUUUCCUUUCAUAUUUUGAUUUGUUUCUGUUGAAAAAAAAAUACUUAAAAGUGCCAGAUCAAACAGCAAUCUCAUGCUUUUAGCCAAAAGUACAGCUGACAGGUUGGGAAAAUGCAACAUUUUAGAAGCAUAGAGGAAAGCAUGUCUGCACGGGAACUUUCUGUGUUCUUGGUUUUCAAACUUAAGCACAAGAUUGGAAGCACAUGAAGCAAUACCCCCUCCCAGGCACCAUUUUACAUGGGAUUUGUUUUGUCCAUGCUCUGCAUAGAAAACCUGGAGAGCGGAGGGAAUACCAGCAGUCAUUGUAGCCUGUGCACAGCCACCAUGUGGUUUGGGGAGUCAGAUUGCCCACAGCAGAGCUCCAAACAAAAGCCCUUUGCAGACAUGUGCAUGGAUAGAAAGGCCUACAGCUCAGGAGAGCAAGUAACAACCCAGGCCUUCCUUCCUUCCUUCCAAAAUAAUUUGAUUUGUAAAGGAAAAGUUAUGAGGUACAUCACUAGUGAGGGGUAAACGUGUCACAAAACAAGACAAAAAUAAUAAUAACCACACAUUUCCCCAUCAAAACUGCAAUUCAGAUGUUGCUUCUAUUUGAAUCAUUGAUGUGCAUUCCAUUUCUGUCACUUUGCUGUGCAGUGAUUUCUCUGCUCUGUUGUUGUUCUUGUUUUCUUUUCUUUUUUUAAUUAGUGGAUUUCAUGAUCUGCCAUGUACCAAGCUCAUAAUUUCCUUUCAUCCGCAUAAUCAGUACGGUGCUAUUAUUUACCUAUGUAUGUGUAGUUAUGUAUAAUUUUGUAAUUAGUUAACAAUGGAGAAAUACGCAAAAUAUAUAAAAAUUAUUUGUACAGAACUUUUAUUUUAGCUCUUUUUUACAAAAAAUAAAAAAAAUGGUUUGCAUGGUUACAUGUUGGUGAGGAUGGCUGGGGGAAGGGAAGGGUUCCUCUAGGGAGAUUUGCACUUUCUAUACCUUUGUACUAUGCACUGCCCUAUUGAUUCUACACCCAAUAGUAUUAUUACUUGAACCCAUCUGUAAGAAUACUGCUUAUGAAAUUCCACUUGUGUGUAUGUAAAUAACACAAAACAUAUUCAAAGCAGGGGGGAGAGUUUGCAGGGGCAACAACAAAAUGCAGGUUCCCCCCCCCCAUUUUUUUCCUUCCCCCCCUUUUACAACUUUAAUCUGUCUCUGUCUCUCUCUCUCUUUUUUUUAUUUUCGAGUGCCCUGAUACUCCGAAAGAAUAUCCCAGGGCUGCUGGUCCCGUCAUCCAUCUUGUUACGUGGCUUUGCCAUUCAAGCUUGGAGUGUCUUUACAAAGAUAAUACGAGUUGUGUUCUUUGCUCUCGUUUUGGAUGCCUAGACUGGAAUUUAAAAAAAAAAAAAACACCUUGUAAAAUGGCUUGUUAAAAAAAUACAAUUACCUCUAAUUAGUAGUACGCGUAAAUGUUUUACAGAAUGAAAGGCGUGCUUUUUAUUUUCUUACUUCGUUACAUUGGUGGCGAAAGAAAGUCUGUAUGAAAAUCAGUUCUUUGCUGACACAAGUUCCAUUUGUUACAAAUGAAUUCUAAUAAAAAUGUCAGUGUUAUGCA
This is a messenger RNA of Sceloporus undulatus (fence lizard), 10407 nucleotides long. It is a transcript of the gene PTPRD, whose product is annotated as protein tyrosine phosphatase receptor type D. The transcript has 42 exons. The record is from RefSeq and is a predicted model, not a curated record. The coding region runs from base 419 to 6199 and encodes 1926 amino acids. Gene Ontology annotation, biological process: protein dephosphorylation. NCBI's taxonomy places the organism in Eukaryota, Metazoa, Chordata, Lepidosauria, Squamata, Phrynosomatidae. Gene Ontology annotation, molecular function: protein tyrosine phosphatase activity; protein binding.